AGAUUCCUCUAGAACCCAUUUUCAGAUGUCUCGUCAGAUCUCCGGCCAACCCUCUCGUCGUCUCAUCGUCUCCAAUGCUGCUUCUUCUCCUUCUCUCUCUGGCGGCUUUCCAGAUCAAUAUUUAGAUGAUGGAGCUCAAGGUAAAGAGGAGUUGGAAGCUGAAACAGAACAGGAUCCAAUCAACUUAGCUGAUCCAGACAGCUGUUUCUGUGAGUUUCAAGGUGUUCAUAUACACCACAAAGUGUUUGAUCCACAGACAUUCUCUGAUGAUGUUUCAACCACAAGCCUCAAUGCUCAAGAAACACCAAAAACCGAGUUUCCGAUGAUUCUAUUGCACGGCUUUGGCGCUUCUGUGUUCUCCUGGAACAGAGUUAUGAAGCCUCUGGCUCGGCUCAUCCGUUCAAAAGUUCUGGCCUUUGAUAGACCAGCAUUUGGCUUGACUUCUCGGAUUUUUCACCCGUUUAGUGGUACUACCAAUGAUGCAAAACCAUUGAAUCCCUACUCCAUGGUGUAUUCCGUGCUCACUACAUUGUAUUUCAUCGAUUUUCUUGCUGCCGAUAAGGCGAUUCUUGUGGGGCAUUCUGCAGGUUGCCCUGUAGCUGUAGAUUCUUACUUUGAAGCCCCGGAGCGUGUUGCUGCUCUCAUUCUCGUCGCUCCAGCUAUAUUCGCUCCUCGUCCUGUGACCACAACUGAUGCUGGAGAUAACAGUGGCAAAGAAGCUCCCACAAGCAACUUUCUAGGGACUCUAGUUGAGUUAACCAAAGGCGUUAUAAGAGCAAUUUUGAGAGCGGUAACGGGAAUGGCAAAUAUGCUGAAUUCUCUCUACAAGAAAGCUUUAGCAGCUUUCCUCAGGUCCUUUCUUGGAGUAAUGCUGGUGAGGAUGGCAAUCAAUAAAUUUGGAGUAACAGCUGUUAGAAACGCAUGGUAUGACUCGAAACAAGUGACGGAUCACGUCGUCCAGGGUUAUACAAAGCCUCUAAGAGCCAAGGGAUGGGACAAAGCUCUAGUGGAAUUCACAGUCGCUACACUAACAGAUAAUAAUGGCUCAGAGAAAAAACCCCCAUUGUCGAAAAGACUCCAAGAAAUCAAAUGUCCCGUUCUGAUUGUGACGGGAGAUACGGACAGGAUUGUGCCAGGUUGGAACGCAGAGAGGCUGGCACGAGCCAUACCGGGAUCGGUGUUCGAAGUAAUUAAGAAAUGUGGUCAUCUUCCUCAAGAGGAAAAGCCAGAUGAGUUCAUAUCUAUUGUUGCAAAGUUUCUAGGGAAUGCUUUUGGAGGGUCACAACAACAAGUGGACUUGAAGUUCCAAGGGAUUGUAUCAUGAAAUAAAACUAUAUUUUUUUA
Arabidopsis arenosa is the source of this 1344-nucleotide messenger RNA. NCBI's taxonomy places the organism in Eukaryota, Viridiplantae, Streptophyta, Magnoliopsida, Brassicales, Brassicaceae. The record is from the annotation of a GenBank genome assembly.